AGCUGUUGAGAGAUUAGGCAGCUUUCUCAAGUUCCGGCAUAGGCAAAGAUAAAGGCAGGGUUGAGGAAACACACGUACCAUAAGUUCAUCACCUUCCCAAACCUGCUCGAUCUUGCUAUAUUUCAGAUUAAGUAUGACUAGAUGUUCAGCAGAGAAUUGGGAUGGCAAAGACUUCGAAGAGAAUGAGUGCCAUUCAAGAACCUUCAAAGUAUUUGGCAGGGAUAUCAAGCCGGCAUCUGGCGGAAUCAAAUUGCAGAAACCAAGA
Molecule: messenger RNA, 265 nt
Organism: Linum tenue
Lineage: Eukaryota; Viridiplantae; Streptophyta; Magnoliopsida; Malpighiales; Linaceae
Source: the annotation of a GenBank genome assembly